This is a messenger RNA of Lachancea dasiensis, 1590 nucleotides long. The record is from the annotation of a GenBank genome assembly. Lineage: Eukaryota; Fungi; Ascomycota; Saccharomycetes; Saccharomycetales; Saccharomycetaceae.
AUGAAUAAUUUGCACGGAGAGAGGCUUGAAAGGUCUUCACGGGCACCCUAUUCGAGUAUAUCCAAGCCUACAACUCGGAAGAAAUCACUCGUAUCCCAGAUUAGAGCCUUUUUCAAUGGCGGGAAUUUGACGUCUGAAAAUUCAGUUAACCUUGUGCCCCCUCCCUCAUUUGCUCCCAAUCGCACCCCAGGCUCUUUCUUUAGUGAGAGCUCAAGUGACUUACUUGUCAAUAAGCGUAGGGCCCGUCAAAGUGAACAGGAAGCCAAAGAAAUAGAAGCUGAAAACCUUGAUGAAGCAAACUCUUCCAAUUCAGCAUUAGCGGCUUUUUUCCGUGAAAAGGGCGAUGCGCCAUUGAGUGAGGUUGAAUAUGAAGGGGUUUUGUCUUUGAUGAAGAAGAACAGGACUUGUUCUGACGACCUCACUGGAGAAAAGGAGGAUGCAUCGGGUGUAUUUUCUGCCAAAGAGAUGAAGCCUGCAUUGCUGAGACCAGCAGACGCAGUUCGUACAACCUCUUUUAAGGCACCAUCCUUUGUGCCACAAUAUGAUGACUAUUCUACGACUUUCAGCACUUCAAUGAGAAGUACAUCCUCCGCGUCCUCAAGAAAAUCUCGAGUUUUCGACUACUCUAAUCUUCCCUCUCCAUACAGAUCAUGCUCGUACAAGCACAGUGCAGCGGAAGUGGUUAGUAGUCCUAAGAGGUUGAAGUCGUCUUGCGAACAAGCUUCUGAAGCUCAAAGUUCUUCCAACCAGAAAUUGAGUAAUACAGCAUCUGCUUUGAUAUCUCUUCUGGAUGGUGACAAAACGAAACCACCGGCUUCAGGGCUCGCAAAUCCUUAUACUAAUAAGAUUUCGGAGUUCAAACAUGAAAAAAGGACAGCCGAUUCUCGUGCUUCUGAGCCGUAUACGCCUUCUAAGGGAGAUACUGAUAAGUUCGCUCAAUCAAUUGCACUAAGUGAGAUUGAAAAUAAUGAGGAGAAAGACAAAGAGCGUGGAGAAAAGCAUUCUACAGCUGAACAUUUUGCAAAAUAUAAGCCAGUUAAGGCAUCGUCAUUGCGUACCAUUGUGUCCGCACCAAAAUCUACUGAUAUAAGGUCAAGUGGGAAGGAAACUCUAAGGUCGGCCCCUACCAUCUCGGAGUCUGUGACUUUUGAGAUUCCAUCUACGAAUCAUAUGGUUGUCACCUCAGAAAACAAUACCGGGCAGCUGACUUCUAAACCUUUCGGCGGUAUGAAUUGUAAAAUCGAUAGUAAAGAAGAUCUAUCAAACGGGUCAGUUGUUCAAGAGGAUACACAGUUAGCUCUGGAAAGGCAGACCGGUCCAAAAACUGACCCCGCAUUGCUAAGCGAUUCUAAUACGUCCGUUGGUGCCACGAGCCAAAAGGUGAUAUUUGGUUCGAAUGGCAACCCAAGUGUGCAUGAUUUAAAGAAAAGCACAUUAAAUCAAGAAAUGUCGAAGGCCAAAAGGUCGACCGCGCCCACGUAUAAAUUUGACUUCGACGCUCCGCCGUAUUCUGGAGUAAAUCAGAGUUCAUUGAACACAAGGCUAGUGCACUCUUUGAUUAGCAGUUUUACAUUUGAUUCUGACGUAUAG